This is a messenger RNA of Salvelinus namaycush (lake trout), 2717 nucleotides long. RefSeq names its product glia maturation factor, beta (gene gmfb). Gene Ontology annotation, molecular function: Arp2/3 complex binding; actin binding. Lineage: Eukaryota; Metazoa; Chordata; Actinopteri; Salmoniformes; Salmonidae. Bases 103 to 531 code for a protein of 142 amino acids. Gene Ontology annotation, biological process: actin filament debranching; negative regulation of Arp2/3 complex-mediated actin nucleation. The record is from RefSeq and is a predicted model, not a curated record. The transcript is spliced from 7 exons. Gene Ontology annotation, cellular component: actin cortical patch.
UUGGUAAAAUCAGAGUCACAAGAUUAUGUGGGCGAAAAAAUACUGUUCUGUACUGCCCUCCUCCGGUCUAGACAGAACAAUUGAGUCUGCGCUUCAGGGAAAAUGAGUGAAUCACUGGUUGUGUGUGACGUUGAUGGAGACCUAGUUAAAAAGCUACGGGAGUUCCGCUUCCGGAAGGAGACUAACAAUGCUGCUAUCAUCAUGAAGAUUGACAAGGACAAGCAGCUUGUCAUCCUUGAUGAAGAACAUGAGGAUAUUUCUCCUGAUGAUCUGAAGGAUGAGCUGCCUGAAAGGCAGCCAAGAUUUGUGGUGUAUAGCUACAAGUACGAACAUGAUGACGGGAGAGUUUCUUACCCUCUCUGUUUCAUCUUCUCCAGUCCAGUGGGAUGUAAACCUGAGCAACAGAUGAUGUACGCCGGAAGCAAAAACAAACUGGUGCAAACUGUCCAGCUGACCAAGGUGUUUGAGAUCAGAAACACGGAGGACCUGACAGAGGAAUGGCUUAGAGAGAAGCUGGGCUUCUUCGGUUAAGACGAGACCACUUUGGUGAUCUAAUGGACUGAAGGGUGUAGAGGAGGAACAAGACACUUGGAAAGAAAACAACACCAUUGCUUACGUUUCCCUCCUCCGAUGUACCUAUUCCCAUACAAUCCCCCCCCCCCCCCCCCCCCCCCCUCAACAUGUGCCAGUUUCCUGUGUCCUUAAUGAAAUUAACACUACCACUCCUUCUGAGAUGGACGGAGCAAAAUUCAAGGGAAAUUGAAAGGAAUUGUCAUGGCUGCAAUUUCUUUUGAGUUUUGCUUGUUUAGUAAUAAUGACAUAAUUAUGACCUGAUAGAUUAGAUUCUAACCAGUUUUUAUUUUUUAUUUUUUACUGUAACCAAAAGGAUGGUUCUGAUAGUAAGAGGGGAUCUGUGAUUUGGGAAGCUGUUUAAAAAAAAAUGUAUCAAGUUGUGGGAGGAUGCUGGGUUGUGAAGAUACAAUACUACUUUGAUUCUUUAUACAUUUUCAAGAUGGAAGUGCCUCCAGGCUUGAAGCACUUUUGACCUUAAAUCACACAAUCAUAGCCAUUCAUUUUACAUCCAAAUUCAAUGCAUCUUUGACUAUGUUGUGUGUACUUUGUCCUUGUGCUUGGAAAGGUAGGUCAGUAUAAAGAAAUACAUUCAUUUCUUACAACAUUCACUCACUGAUUUAAGUUUAAAUGACACCAUAUGACAACAAAGAAUAUUAAUCCAAAUUACAAUACUCAAAAGAAAAGACAGCUAAAAAAUACAAUUCACCAUCUUGUUUCUGGAUCUAUAUGUUCUUAUUGUAGUUGUUCCCGGGGAAAAGGAAUCGUUGAUGCUCUUGGUCGAUAAGUAACAUUUUAAGAGCCUGCAGCUAACUUCCUUGAGAGUGGCAGACUGUUUCUGAGUGAAAGUUGGUUAUCUCUUCAUCUUUGUUUUAGAGUAGAAUCAUUGUGAUUCUGCAGUGAGACUGUAGUGAGGUAAUGGUACACUAUUCCCUACAUAGUGCACUACUUUUGGUCAUCCGUAGUGCACUAUAUAUGGAAUAGGGUGCCAUUUGGGACACUAUUAUACCAUUGAACUGUGUCCUUCAAAGUGGAGCACCUGUUUCGCCUACAAAGAUUAUCAUUGAUACAUUCUUGAAAGAAACCUCGUGUUUGAUUUAUACCCUGAUGAAGACAGCUUGCCUGCCCGAAACGUUGGACAUAAAAAAAAUUGCAUCUGAGCUAGAGUGUGCGGCUCUCGUUUAUAUAUUUUUUAAGUGUUCCACUCCGCUAGCCAGCACCUCGCCUAAAUAGGUGUGCGUUUCUUUUGCGUCUAGAACAUUCUUGAGAGAAACCUCGUGUUUGAUUUAGGACCAGUUUGUCAGACAUGGAUUAAGCCUAGUCCUGAACUAGAAAGCAAUUUCAAUAGAGACUCAGUUAAUGUGUGUCUGGGAAACCGACUCUUUUAUGUAUAAACAUCAUUCUGUGUCCCAACCUUGGACAGGUGUGAAUACACUGGGAGAUUAGAGAAUCAUCUUUUUGCCUUUUAAAUCCUUUAUUUUAUAAGGUGUAAAAAAAACUUGAAGGGCUGGUUUCCUGGGCACAAAGUAAGGCUAGUCCUGGACAUUAAAAAAAAGUACUUUUGCUCAUUGAACAUGCCUGUUUGUCCAGGACUAGCCUUAAUAUACAGUAUAUCUGGGAAACCGCCCUAAAAGUAUAGUGUAUUACAUUUAGACUGGUAAGAUUCCUGAAGGCUGCCUCUUUCCAUCAAGAGUAUUCUUCUGAUGAACAGAUUUAAAAUGUAAACAAACAAUGUGUACAUCCCAAGUUACACACUUUUUCCCUGUAUAGUGCACUAUGGGUCCAUGGGACUCGGGUCAAAAGAAGUGCACUAUAAAAGGGAAUAGGGUGCGAUUUGAGAUGUACAUUAUGACAUGUCUUCCCAUCUGCUGAAACGUGACAUUGAAAAGCAAAAUAAGACUACAGCUUUUAAACAUCGCCUCAUAGUCCGUAUAUAUGAACUGUACUGGAACAGUCCUGUUUUUACUCUGAAUUGUGCAAUCAGCUGGUGUCAAUGUGAAAAAUGAAAAUGCUUAAUAAUCUGUUCUAAAAAAUAACUUUGAUGUGGUAAGCUACUGUAUAUACAAGUGCAUGCUUUUCGUCAGUGUGUCUUUGUCCCGACAGUUUGCAUUAUGACAACAACAACAAAAAAAACAAUCCCAAACAAA